UCCGCUGUGUCACGGACUGUCAGCGAUAUUUUUUGUUAUGAGUGGCUCUUUUGUUCGGUUGCCAGUGGCGACAGCAGGUAUCGCUGUUACCGGAGGUGUGCGGUGUUUUAUGACUGAGCUGAGGCCGCAGGUAGCUGCUUAUUUACACACACGAAACAAACAGGGAACCUCCCGCAGCAGCAACAGGUAGCCGGAGACAUUAUACUGUGUUCCUGAGAGAGGCUGCGAUUCUGAGCAUCCAGUGGUGUGUAGUACAGAGCUCCAGCACCCAGCUCACAAAACUACUCUCUCCUCUUUCAGCUCCUCUGAGACACAGGAGAAACUUCUGCACGCAUCUCUACACUCCACUGUGUAAAACAAAUAUGGGACCAACAUCAUCCAGAGAAGUCACACAGCUGGUGUGCCAAGAGUCAGACCUGCAGGAUGGACAAAUGAAAGAGGUGGAGAUUGAACAAAACAAAAUUCUGCUGGUUCGUAAUAAAGGCAAGUUUAGCGCAGUGAGUGGUCUGUGUACUCACUAUGGAGCUCCACUUAUUAAAGGGGCUUUGGUGGGAAAUCGAGUCAGAUGUCCUUGGCAUGGUGCUUGUUUUAACACUACAACUGGAGAUAUUGAGGAAUUUCCUGGGUUAGACUGUUUGCAUUCAUACAAGGUGAAAGUUGACUGUGGUAAAGUUUAUGUUACAGCAAGUAAACAGAAAACAACUAAGCGUGUUAAAGAAAUGAGCAGCCGAGAGCCUGGAGUCUGCCACACUGUGCUCUUGAUUGGAGGAGGUCCAGCAUCCUUGCAGUGUGCAGAAACACUUCGACAGAAUAAAUAUGGUGGGAGAAUUAUCAUGGUGAUCAAAGAUGAGAAGCUACCUAUUGACAAGACCAAACUUAGCAAGGCCAUGAAUAUAGAGAUUGAAAAGAUUCUCCUUCGUCCAAGUGACUUUCUUCAGAAGCAUGACAUUGAAGUCUGGACAGAAAAGGAUGUAGUAUCUGUUAACACAGAGGGGAAAGUAGUGACAUUCAGUGAUGGGACAACUCAACCCUAUGAUCAGCUCUUGGUCUCUACAGGGGCUAGAGCGAGAGCUUUGCAGGUUCCUGGUGCUGAGAUGGAGAAUGUGAAACUGCUGGAAAGUUAUAAGGACGCUGCUGGGAUUUAUCAGAUGAGCGUGGGCAACAAGGUUGUUAUCGUUGGAACAUCAUUUAUAGGAAUGGAAGUAGCAGCGUACCUGUCUGACAAAGCAGCCAGUGUAGCAGUUGUGGGCAAAUCUGAAUUCCCUUACCAGUUGUCACUUGGUCCAGACAUUGGGAAAAUGACUAUGAAGAUGCUGGAGGAGAAGAAUGUGAAAUUCUACAUGAACAGUGGCGUGGCUGAGAUGCGAGGUGAAAAUGGAAGGGUGAAGGAAGUUGUACUGCAAAAUGGUGAUGUCCUACAAGCAGAUGUUGUCAUUUCAGGGAUUGGUGUGAUCCCUAAUUCUGAUUUCCUGAAAGGGAGUGCUGUUGAAGUUGAUUCAAGAAAUGCAGUAGUUGUUGAUAAGUUCAUGAGAACCAACAUUCCAGAUGUCUUUGCUGCUGGAGAUGUGGUGUCUUUUCCUCUUGCUCUUCGUGAAGAUAAGAUGGUCCAGAUUGGACACUGGCAGCUGGCCCAAGCACAUGGAAGAGUUGCUGCUUUAAACAUGCUGAAGAAGCAAACUGAAAUCAACUCCGUUCCUUAUUUUUGGACAGUGCUGCUGGGAAAAAGCAUCAGAUAUACAGGUUAUGGUGAAGGCUACACAGACAUUGUUUUCAAAGGAAAUGUUGAAGAGAUGAAGUUUCUUGCGUUUUAUAUAAAGGGUGAUGAAGCUGUAGCUGCAGCUAGCCUGAACUUUGACCCAGCUGUGUCAAAGGUAGCUGAAUUAAUGGCUUCAGGGCAGAAAAUCACCAAGUCACAAGCGGAAUCACAGGACCUUGCAUGGCUGCAGCUGCCAUAGAACAAGCAUUUGCCUCGGUGACAGUUGGAAAGGGCCCAUUCAUUGGGUUUCUUGAAACAUUUAUGUAUUACGUUUCCAUGAAUGUUGUAUUUUGAUAUUCUUUUUAGUGAUAAAAGGUGAACUAGGCCUACUAUAUGUUAUGAAUCUUCAACAGAAUUUAAAAUGUUUACAUUAAAUGCCUUCUGGGCUGGACUAAUGAUUUAGUGCAGUAUCUGAAAUCUUAUUAAAAUACUUGAAUAUGUUUACAUCAAA
This is a messenger RNA of Astyanax mexicanus (Mexican tetra), 2207 nucleotides long. RefSeq names its product apoptosis inducing factor mitochondria associated 4 (gene aifm4). Gene Ontology annotation, cellular component: cytoplasm. The transcript has 20 exons. The record is from RefSeq and is a predicted model, not a curated record. The coding region runs from base 363 to 1955 and encodes 530 amino acids. Gene Ontology annotation, molecular function: flavin adenine dinucleotide binding; 2 iron, 2 sulfur cluster binding; oxidoreductase activity, acting on NAD(P)H. Lineage: Eukaryota; Metazoa; Chordata; Actinopteri; Characiformes; Acestrorhamphidae.